AUGGCCUACCACUCUUGGUUUCCCGCAUUACUACUCGGCGAGGAUUUUGGAGACUCGGACUUCGCGCGCUGGCUCCAUGUCGAGGGUAUUGAGAUUGAGAAUAAACCGUUUCGAGAAUAUCGGCUACAAUCAACGAAGGGCAGCGCACCUAGGCCUCCUCCGACUGUGUCGCCCUGCUCCGGGCUCGCUGAUCCUCCCAACGAAGGAGGGUAUCGACCACCACUGGACGAGCAAGUCGACCCGGGUGUCGCGAAGAAAUGGAGACGUUUUGACGGCGCCAUGUCUAGAGCGAAUAGUAUUCAAGAUGCCCCCCACGCGAGUGUCGUCGCACACACGUACGAUUAUCAUGACACUGGUGGAGCGUCUCCUCAUGGGACUUGCGCCGAACCUAGGGAUGGACUGUGUUGGCCAGAGGAUGGAUUCCUGAUUGACUUCAAAUCAGACCUCAUUUGGCAGGCCACGAUCUCCUUCGGAAGCCGCAACAACGAGGAGCCACGUACCUACUCAGACGACCCGCUCCUCGACAUCAUCUUCACGUUAGCGUUCAUUGUCCAGAAGACAGCUGCUACAUCCAUGAUGAUCCAAGAGGCUCCGACUCCAUAUCUAACCAACAUGCGAUCUCACGUACUCGCUGGCGCAGGUAUUCGAUGCAAUGCCAUAUGA
Molecule: messenger RNA, 663 nt
Organism: Fomitopsis serialis
Lineage: Eukaryota; Fungi; Basidiomycota; Agaricomycetes; Polyporales; Fomitopsidaceae
Exons: 10
Coding region: 1-663 (220 amino acids)
Source: RefSeq, a predicted model, not a curated record